This is a messenger RNA of Uranotaenia lowii, 1710 nucleotides long. It is a transcript of the gene Fuca, whose product is annotated as putative alpha-L-fucosidase. Gene Ontology annotation, biological process: glycoside catabolic process; fucose metabolic process. Bases 93 to 1583 code for a protein of 496 amino acids. The transcript has 4 exons. Gene Ontology annotation, cellular component: lysosome. Gene Ontology annotation, molecular function: alpha-L-fucosidase activity. NCBI's taxonomy places the organism in Eukaryota, Metazoa, Arthropoda, Insecta, Diptera, Culicidae. The record is from RefSeq and is a predicted model, not a curated record.
UUGAACCGGCCGGUUGAAUUUUAUUGUUCUGCCCGAAGUUCAGUUCAAUCCCGUCGAGUGUCAAAUUAGAUAACUCGGACGUUGGAGAAAAAAUGAAGGGCGUCUGGAUGCUGUUAUCGGCGCUUAUCUUAGCACUGCUAGUGGAUGCUGGCUUUUGUCAGGGUGCUAGCAGUCAUAACAACAGCAUAAGAGCUAGAGUGCAGCCGUACGGCAAAUACGAACCUAAUUGGGCUAGUUUGGACUCCAGGCCGUUGCCUCAAUGGUACGACGAGGCAAAGGUGGGAAUUUUUGUGCAUUGGGGUGUAUACUCGGUGCCCAGCUACGGUUCCGAGUGGUUCUGGAUCAACUGGCAGGGAACCAAAACUGAGGGAUACGUGAAGUUCAUGGCCGAUAACUACAAACCUGGAUUUACUUAUCAGGACUUUGCCAGCGACUUUACGGCAGAACUCUUCAACGCAACGGAAUGGGCGCAACUUUUCGCACAAUCCGGUGCUCGUUACGUGGUCCUCACGAGCAAACAUCACGAAGGGUACACGUUAUGGCCUUCGAAGCAUACCUUCAGCUGGAACUCAGUUGACGUAGGUCCUCAUCGGGACAUUAUUGGAGAACUGUCCACGGCCAUCAGGGAAAAUACCCGGCUUACUUUCGGUGUUUACUAUUCGCUCUUUGAGUGGUUCAAUCGGCUGUACAUUGAUGAUAAGUUACAUGCCUUCCUCAAGCACGACUACGUUGACACCAAGGUUUGGCCGGAGUUGAAGGAACUCAUCAAUACCUAUCGACCGGAAGUGCUCUGGAGUGAUGGCGAUUGGGAAGCACCCGAUGGAUACUGGAAGGCUCAGGAAUUUUUGACCUGGUUGUACAACGAAUCUCCCGUCAAAGAUACGGUGGUCACAAAUGAUCGCUGGGGUAUUGGAACGCUCUGUCUGCAUGGGGACAUCUACACAUGUUCCGAUCGGUAUAAUCCAGGAGUACUUCAGAAGCAUAAGUGGGAGAAUGCGAUGACAAUCGAUAAGCAGAGCUGGGGUCAUCGACAGAACGCUAAGCUGGAGGAUUUCCUAUCGUCGGAUGAGCUGAUUGGCCAGAUUGCUUCUACGGUAAGCUGUGGAGGAAAUAUUUUGAUCAAUGUUGGUCCCACCAAGUACGGUACGAUUGAUCCGAUUUUUGUCGAGCGUCUCACUGAUAUGGGUCGAUGGUUGAAGAACAAUGGUGAAGCCAUCUACAAGACAAAGCCGUGGAUCUUCCAGAACGAUACGGUUACUUCGGACGUUUGGUACACCUCAAAAAUUCAAAGUGGAACCAAGAUCCUGACGCAUGUCUACGCAAUAGUACUCAACUACCCUUUUGCGACCAAUAACGUUGUCCUUGGUGCAUUGGAGAAGUUCUACUCGGACAUCACUCACAUAACGAUGAUUGGAUUUGACAUCAGCUUAAUGUGGCAAGUCGUCGACAACGGAAUUCAGGUGGAGUUCCCUUCGAAGAUCGAGAUCGAUCGUAAGAAUAUGCUGCACGCAUGGACCCUGAAAAUUGGACUGGACAGUCGUAAAAAGAAGUCAAGGGCUGCGGUCAAAACUGUGGUCCCAUAAAUGAGGCACACACCGGAAUGAGACUUUUAUGUCCGAGUCAGACUGCGUUUGAUGUUGGUAUUUAGGUACUCAUUGUAUGCAUUUAUCUAUGGAAACAGUAAAGGGCUCUCAGGAGCAUGUAAGAUUA